This is a messenger RNA of Filobasidium floriforme, 2088 nucleotides long. Its product is annotated as class I glutamine amidotransferase-like protein. NCBI's taxonomy places the organism in Eukaryota, Fungi, Basidiomycota, Tremellomycetes, Filobasidiales, Filobasidiaceae. Bases 1 to 1638 code for a protein of 545 amino acids. Gene Ontology annotation, biological process: GMP biosynthetic process. The record is from RefSeq and is a predicted model, not a curated record. Gene Ontology annotation, cellular component: cytosol. Gene Ontology annotation, molecular function: ATP binding; GMP synthase (glutamine-hydrolyzing) activity; GMP synthase activity. The transcript is spliced from 10 exons.
AUGGCUUCCACUCAACAGAUCCACGACCUGUACGACUCGGUCCUCAUCCUCGAUUUCGGCUCGCAAUACUCCCACUUGAUCACCCGACGAUGCCGUGAACUCGGAGUUUACUGUGAGAUGCAACCUUGUACUACCAAGAUGAAGGAUCUCGGUUGGAAGCCCAAGGGUAUCAUCCUCUCCGGAUCCCCUUACUCGGUAUACGAUGAAGACGCUCCCCGGGUCGACCCUGCCGUGUUCGAUUUCGGCGUACCCGUCUUUGGAAUCUGUUACGGUCUCCAGGAGAUCGCCCAGCUCAACGGAGGCAAGGUCGGAGCUCACACUCACCGAGAGUACGGGUUCGCCCGAGUGACCGUCAAGAAGACUGGACAUGAGAUGGCCGAUAGGUUGUUUGACGGUUUGGAGUGCGAGGACGAGGGCGGUAUGCAGGUCUGGAUGUCUCACGGAGACCAGCUCCAAUCCCUCCCCGAAGACUUUAUCCAGAUCGCCCAUACCCCCACCUCGCCCUGGACCGCCAUCGCCCACAAGUCGAAACCCAUCUUUGGCGUGCAAUUCCACCCCGAAGUCUCCCACUCCACUAGGGGAAAGGAAGUCAUCGGCAGUUUCGUCAAGAACGUCUGUGGGAUCAAGGGAGGAUGGAGCAUGGAUUCUUUUAUCCCGAGGGAGAUUGCUAGGAUCAGGGAGAUUUGUGGAGAAAAGGGACAGGUCAUCGGGGCUGUUAGUGGAGGGGUGGAUUCGACCGUCGCUGCCAAGUUGAUGCACGAGGCUAUUGGUGACCGAUUCCACGCCAUCAUGGUCGACAACGGUGUCUUGCGUCAAAACGAAGGAGCUCAGGUUCACAAGAUGCUUUCCGAAGACCUCGGAGUCAACCUCACCGUCAUCGACGCUUCCGACCUCUUCCUCGGCCGACUCAAGGGAGUCCUCGACCCGGAGCAAAAGCGAAAGAUCAUCGGAAACACCUUUAUCGAGGUCUUCGAGGCCGAGGCUGCCAAGAUCGAGGCUGCGGCCGAGAAGGAGUUGCAGGAAAAGGGAGGCGAGGCCAAGGGCAAGAUCGAGUGGUUGUUGCAGGGGACCCUUUACCCGGACGUCAUCGAGAGCAUCAGUUUCAAGGGACCUAGUGCGACCAUCAAGACGCAUCACAACGUCGGAGGGUUGUUGGCCAAUAUGAAGCUCAAGCUGAUCGAGCCUUUGCGAGAGUUGUUCAAGGACGAGGUCCGAGCUCUCGGUCGACUGCUCGACAUUCCCGCCCACCUCGUCGGCCGUCACCCCUUCCCCGGCCCUGGUCUUGCCAUCCGAAUCCUCGGCGAAGUCACCAGGGAACAGGUCGCCAUCCUCCAAGCCGCCGACGUCAUCUACAUUGAAGAGAUCAGGAAGGCCGGGUUGUACGACAACAUCUCUCAGGCGUUUGUCGCGCUCUUGCCUAUCCAGGCUGUCGGAGUGCAGGGUGACAAGAGGACGUAUGACCAGGUCGUCGCGCUCCGUGCUGUCCAGACCGAGGACUUUAUGACGGCCGAUUGGUUCGUCUUCCCUCCCGAGGUUAUGCGACGGAUAUCAUCCAGGAUCACCAACGAGGUCAAUGGAGUCAACCGGGUCGUUUACGACGUUACCAGCAAGCCUCCAGGAACCGUCGAGUGGUUGUAAGCGCAAGAAGGGAAUGGGUAGGAGGAGCUAUUUUUUUUGGGAGUCUCGACUUUUGUAAAUGCUGAUUGAUUGAUAGAUUUGACUGGGAUCUUUUGACGAGUUUAUGACUGAGGCUUUUCAACAUAUGACACUACGCCUACUGGCCUUGGCCAGGAGGCUGUGAUGUUCGCCAAUGAUCAACGUCUGCCCUUGCGAUUCUAAUUUGUGGUUGCGGUACCGGCUUCACGAUAUAUCGACCUAUACAAGGGCACACAACUCCUUCUCUCUGUCUCGAACAUACCCCCAAAUGAUCGCUUGCCCGCAUCCUUUCCUCCGCUUCCUCACUUUUUGGUGGAGGGGCUGUUGGCCGAGACGGUGAUGUCUAGCGUGACGUGCGCCUGCUCCGGUGCAAAGUUCAAGAACACCUGUCCGAGCGUUCCAAAGACCUUGGCAGCGUCUCCCUCGAGCUUG